This is a messenger RNA of Phodopus roborovskii (desert hamster), 3253 nucleotides long. It is a transcript of the gene Tmem123, whose product is annotated as transmembrane protein 123. The transcript is spliced from 6 exons. NCBI's taxonomy places the organism in Eukaryota, Metazoa, Chordata, Mammalia, Rodentia, Cricetidae. The record is from RefSeq and is a predicted model, not a curated record. The coding region runs from base 1 to 1146 and encodes 381 amino acids. Gene Ontology annotation, cellular component: cytoplasmic vesicle.
AUGGGGCCAUGGCAUGCCCUGCAGCCGACCGCGACUACCUUUCUCGCUACUCGCCUCACGCCCCCCAAUCCGCACCCGAAAACUUCUCUACAAUCCUGCCUUCCGGACGUGGGCAAAGCGAACCGCCAGCCCGUGGCGGAGGAAGCCACGCCCUCGCCCGCCCCAAGCACCCCGCCCCUUCUCGGCUCGGCCUUAUUCAGUUGGAAGAGCCACGCCCCUCCCAGCCUAGGCCACACCCCUCUCCGCCUCCCUUGGCCACGCCCUCUCCCAGGCGCUCCCUUCUCGGAGCCACGCCCCCUCCGAUUCGGCCGCUUUCCGGGCCCCGCCUCCUUGGGCCACGCCCCUCCUGACUUUGCGGACCACGCCCCGGCCCCGCCCAGCCCGGCCGGGCCCUCGCCCUAUCUGGUCAGUGGGGGGACCGGCGGCGGCGGCGGCGGCGGCGGCUCCUGGGGAGCGGGACGCGGCGGAAGGGGACGGAACGGUCGCGUGCGCGGAGGGCAGCUCUGGGCGCGGUGCGGUGGCUGCGGGCGCUCAGGGGCCCUGGGAACAAUGGCGCUGUGCGCGCGGGGCGCGCUGCUGCUGCUGCUGCUGCUGCUGGGCGCGCUGCAGGUGCUGGCGCUGCUAGGGACCGCGGCGCGCGGGGCAGACCCUCAGGGCUCUUCAAGGGGGAAUGACUCUGUGCCCCUGCUGACCUCCAGUGCUAAUAUGACAGAGAAUACCACCGUGGCUUCCAACCAGACCAGUGAGGUUAACAGUAGUACCGUGACUUCAGGGGUGCCGAGAAGUGUCUCAGUGGUCACUGUGACGCCUGCAACUAUUGCUAAAAUAUCAACACCAGGGGUCUCCCCACACAUGACCCCCACUGCCUCAAACGCCACACCCAAAGCAAGUGCUUCUCCAAACUCAACCCACACGUCGACCGCCCUGAUGACCACAGGCCACAGCAGCUUGAAGACAUCGAUAACCAUAACAACAACUCUUCAUCCUGACAAAAGCAAAGGAUCAAAGUUUGACGCCGGCAGCUUUGUUGGAGGAAUAGUGUUAACGCUGGGAGUUCUGUCUGUCCUCUACAUUGGAUGCAAAAUGUAUUAUUCAAGGAGAGGCAUUCGGUAUCGAAGCAUUGAGGAACAUGAUGCCAUCAUUUAAAGGAAGAAGAGACUGCAGCUCUAUCAAUUAGUUUGGUUUAUAUUAGUUUAAAAUAUUAUUUUCUUGGAAAUAGUAUAAGCAAGCCAUGCAUAAAAUGAACAGUGUGUUCCAUGAAUAUCUGGAAAUCCCUCAUUACUAAAGGUAAAGGGUGUGGUCUGGGCGGUUCAGUGACUAUUGGGAACUAAUGGGUAAUUUAUCCGGUGAUUACAUUUGCUUUAGAAAGCCAGGGCAAGACAAGUCCUGCAUUUGGGAGUGUGUGCGUGGCACUGAUUGUCCCGGGGGCAGGGUCCUGUGGCGUACACAGCCUGCCACAACACUCCACCUUCUGUGUCUUUGUUGAUGGCGUGAAGAACCUGAGCGCCAUGCAGAGCUGGGUGUGCCCUAAUUCACACCUGGGGCUCCACAGCUCGGCUAGCCAGUGCACGGUAAGGAAGAGUCAGCAUUUGAGGGUUUAAAGUCAGGGUUGAUGCAGAGAACUCGCGCCCCGACACAGCCCCCACAACACCAUGCGCGUGUUAAAGGCCACCAGAGCGCUGUGGAGCGUGGCCUUUACUCACCUCCCCUUUUCAGCUGUCCUGGCUGAUGUGCCUUCUGUUCUGUAUGGUUGAGAAAAGCUGCAGCAGCCGGCCUGGCAUUGCAGGAAAGCACGCAGUCUGCUGCCAUGGAGACCUGUCACACCGCUCAAAACCGCUGUUCACAGGCACCUGCCAAUUUGAGUUGUAGCGAAUGUUUUUUCUUUUUUAAUCAAUUUAGAGCUGCUUCCCAUAUAUAGAGACCUGUAAUGGAAUGUAAAACACCUUUUUAAAAGUCCCCAUUAUAUGAUUUCCAAAUCAGUGUUAGAAGUCUGUAUCGAUGGCAAAAUAUUGUUUCUAAACCAGGGACUGGGAAGCCACCCCCAGGGCCACUAAACCAGGGACUGGGAAGCCACCCCCAGGGCCACUAAACCCCCGGGGUAGAGAUGCUGUAUUUUUAUACUAAGCUAUAUUUUGGAGUAAAUUCCCCUUGCUCAUCCCCAGGCCACUCCUCAGCCCUGGAAAGGGAAGCUGCACCCUGGUGUUUGCAGGAAAAACCCUGUCUGGUCACCGCAGCAGCCCGUGUCUCUGUGGUCUUAAGUUCUAUAGUUUAUAUCCCAGGUCAAACUCAGGGUCAUGUUUAACAAAGGAGGGGUUUAGUCACAAAAUACUAAUAUAAUAUUUCUACUGUAGAGGGCCAAAAGAAAUUACAGCAGUUUCAGACAGUUUAUAAAUAAGCCAAAAAUGUCCUAAUGAGUGCACACCUGUUAUAGUUACAAGUGUAAGUAUAACUUUUGUAAUCUGCUUCUGGUUUUUAAAAAGUGCAAACUACCAAGAAUUUUUCAUAUAAGUGAGAAUCAUUCCCCCUUGCUGUGGAUUAGGGCCAUCAUGGACCGCUCAGAUCUACGCUAGCACAGAGAGGAGGGGGAGCACUAGGAAUGGGACAAGGGUUAGGCCAGUCUCGAGGCUGGACCGAAAGGAGACCAGUCUUUGUCGUUGGCCGCUUGUCUGUCUUCGGGAUGUAGGGGGUGGUGAGGGCCUUCAGGUCUAACGUCUUUGUUUGCUGCAUCCCUGGCCCUUCAGUGCCAGCCGAAGAUGUCCUUGACUGCCUGUCUCUAGCACUUUGAAGAUGAGACCCACUUCCUUAAAGCACCGUCUUUAUGUGCCUCUUAGUUUCCACUGAUGAGGGGUUAAAAGUAAUGUUAUUAUGGCUUUUCUAAUUUGUUACUCUUAAAUGCCAGGACCUUUGUUGAAGGGGUUUCUUUUUAACCUGCCCAAAUUGGCCACUUGUCUUUCAAGACUGGCUUGAGCAAAUGCUUGUCUCUGCUAGCUUUCCUACAGAAUGUGCAUGUUAAGAUAACACAUCCUAGAUGUUCAGGUGGGCACCGGACUAAGCUCCUCUGGCUUUAAAUUCUACUUCGGCAAUUCCAUAAAAGGAAAUGAGAGAGUUGGUGACAUAUUUUAUGGUGUAAUAAUUUUGUAUCUUCAGGGAAAAGAUUAGCAAACUCUUGUUACCCUUUUUUCUAUAGUGACCAAUUUUGGUAUUUCAUUGUUACUAAGAUGUAUUUUUAGAAUAAAAUCAUCCUCCAUUCAGA